UGGAAUGACAGACAUUUGAUUGUAGAACUUUGUAACCACCACAACCUAACGCGGUACGCAAGAAAUGUGAACUGUGAUGUGAACUUCGAAUAUCGUCCAAAUAUAUGUAAUUCAAUAUCAUUAAGAAUAUAACUCAAGAGAGUGGAAAAAGAGAAGUCAAAAGUUUUAUAGAUUUUUAAACUCUGAAACCAAGUGGUAUUUGACGAGAUCCACCUACACCAUGACCUUGCUGGAAAACACGGCAGCAGAGGCUGCAAAAAGUUUCACCUUUGGCGUUACGGAUUACAUUGUUUUCGUACUGAUGCUACUGACUUCGGCUGGCAUUGGCGUCUAUUUCGGUUUCUUUUCGAAAUCGAAAAACACCACCGAUGAAUAUCUGAUGGGCAGCAAACAAAUGAAGACCAUACCCAUUGCCAUAUCGCUGGUGGCAAGUCAACUUUCCGGCAUUGCCAUUAUGUCGGUGCCCGCCGAGAAUUAUACCUUUGGUUUCUCCUAUUUCUUUAUGGUUGUGGCCAUGAUUUUGGUGGUACCGAUUUUGAAUUAUAUUAUAAUACCGGUAUUCUACAAAAACAAUAUUUCCAAUUGCUACGAGUAUCUCCAAAUGCGUUUCGAUAAGCGUACCCGCAAAUUGAUUACAGCCUCCUUUGUCUUCAAUGCCUUCCUCAUGCUGCCGGUCUAUAUUUUUGUGCCCGCCUUGGCCUUUUCCCAAGUGACGGGCAUAAAUAUUCAUCUGAUCAAUGCAAUUGUGUGUUCGAUUUGUAUUUUCUACACCAUGUUGGGUGGCAUCAAAGCUGUUGUCUGGACUGAUGUGGUCCAAGCUGGUAUUAUGGUAACCUCUGUGGUUUUGGUGGGCAUAUUGGGUACCAUCAAAGUGGGUGGCCUUGGCAAGGUAUUCGAAUUGGCCGAAGAAGGUGGACGUCUGGAUUUCUAUUAUGGCUUGGAUCCGCGUGUACGAAACUCGGUUAUUUCCCUCUUCACCGGUGGCAUACUCCUGUGGACAGGGCACAUUGGCUUAAACCAAAGCUGUGUCCAGCGCAUCGUUUCAUUACCAAGCAUGGAAAAUGCCAGAAGAGCUCUAAUCCUGACCGGCAUUGGUGUGCUGAUUAUAAUGGGCUUUAACUCCUUCAGUGGCAUUGUCAUGUUUGCCCGCUAUGCUGGUUGUGAUCCAAUCAAGGCCGGCAUCGUUCAAAAACCCGACAAAAUGAUGCCGUUCUUUGUUCAGGAUAUCAUGGGCCAUUUGAAGGGUAUGCCUGGCGUUUUCAUAUCCUGUGUUUUUAGUGCUGCCCUCAGCACCAUGUCGGCCAAUUUAAAUUCCCUUGCGGGAGUGGUAUAUUUCGAUUAUAUCAAACCUUUUAUUCGUCACACCGAUGAACGGGCAAAUACCAUUAUGAAAAUUUUUGUAGUGGCCAUGGGUUCCUAUUGCAUCUUGGGUGGAUUGGUAGUGCAAAAAUUCAACUCGAUUUUACAGACAAUUGUGACAAUAACCAGUCUGAGUUAUGGUGCUGUGAUUGGGGUCUUCUUGGUGGGCAUGUUUGUGCCGAGGGUUAAUGGAAAGUGUGUCUUCACCGGAAUCGGUGUCAGUUUUGCAGUUAUGCUAUGGAUUAUCGUAAAUGCCCAAAUGCGUUUCAAGUCGGGCGCCAUGAAAUACGAACCUUUGCCGACCACCUUGGAUAGAUGUGAGGAGUACAACUUCUAUGGAUUAAUUACAAAUUUGAAUGUCACAACCCCAGCGCCACCCCUGGAAACGCCACUGGUCACCACUGCCUUUGGCAGUAAUCGUCCAUUUUCCAUCUACGAAAUCUCUUUCUAUUGGUACAAAUUAAUUGGUCUGAUACUAAUUGCAAUCACCUCUAUCGCGUUGAGCUAUGUGUGGAAACGAGAGGAUGAUGAGAAAUACGAUCCGAAAUUAUAUUCUCCAGUUAUAUGGAGAUUUAUACCAAAAGCACCCAAGGAAAUGGAGAGUUUGCCGUUGAAAACGCCACCUCCCUCGCUGGCGGAAGAUGGAGGAAAUACCACUACAAUUCUCUUGCCCGAUGGAGGUGGGGAUCCGCCCACUAAUGGCAAUCUGAAACAAUAGUUGUCUUAAGUUAUACCUUUUUAUAUUUUUUAAUUUUUAAUUUGCAUUAAUUUUUUAUUUUUAGUUAGAUUUUAUC
Messenger RNA from Musca domestica (house fly), 2153 nucleotides. RefSeq names its product sodium-coupled monocarboxylate transporter 2. The transcript has 10 exons. The record is from RefSeq and is a predicted model, not a curated record. Bases 221 to 2077 code for a protein of 618 amino acids. Gene Ontology annotation, cellular component: membrane. Gene Ontology annotation, biological process: sodium ion transport; transmembrane transport. Gene Ontology annotation, molecular function: symporter activity. NCBI's taxonomy places the organism in Eukaryota, Metazoa, Arthropoda, Insecta, Diptera, Muscidae.